AUGGUGCCGCGACCCGGAAGUACUACUUCGAAUGACGGGCUAACGAUCCAAGAGGCAUCGGAGGCAGGUGCGCAGUCGGCCGGAAGGCCGCCGACCUCAAGAGAUCACAGUGAGAGACCUGUCGCGUCGUGGAGCUCUGAGGGAACCUUCACGACAGGCCACGGGGCCAGCGACGACCAGGAGGGCUACGAAGAACAGUUUGCCGUUCCCGAUGCGGCUCCCGACGAGGGAGCCGCGAAGGGCCGCGACGCAAGUCGCGGUCCUACCGGUCGGAAGCCUGCAAAGGCCGACGACCAACAACAACCCACCGCCAAGGCAGCCACGAAGCGCAAGUCGCCCAAGAGGAAGGAGAAGAAGAAGCUGCGCGCGCCGGACUCGGCGGAGGAGUCGCUGUCCAAGCCGCAAGGCAAGGACACGGGACGUCAGUACACCGUCGAGGAAGUACGGUACGUCGUGGCGCGCACGGAGCUCUUCCGUCUGCUAGAACAAGACCCAAUCUUGGUCUUCCUCAAGCCCAUGCUGAUGAGCAACUUCACAGGCCCCUUCGUGGCGCCGGACUUCGAUAGUCUCACCAGCGUCGCCCACGCCGCGCCGACUCUCUUCCAGAUGCUGUGUGACUCGGGGUUCGUGCUGGGGGCUUUCGAGAUGGAGAGGCUGUGCGAUUGGGACCUCAAAUCUUGGUUACGUGCGAUUCGCGUCGUGCAGGAGCCCUUGAUGAUUCUCGCCGGAUCCGUCAAGCAAGACGCGACGAGUUCCGCGACGGGCCAAGACGCGCCGAGUUCCUCGGCGGGCCCAGCCCAGACUUCGACGACCACGCCCUCGCCUCCACCUCGAUACCAAUCGAGCAUGGACUCCGACAGCAGUUUCGAGUCGCCCAAGCGCAUGCCCAUGAACCGGCCGCUGCGCGUCAUGCAGCUAUCCGCGGCGCCCGCGCGCACGGAGGUGACGAAACCCGCCGAGGAGGUGCUUCCCAAGGCCUUGAGAUAA
Molecule: messenger RNA, 987 nt
Organism: Phytophthora sojae
Lineage: Eukaryota; Oomycota; Peronosporomycetes; Peronosporales; Peronosporaceae
Exons: 1
Coding region: 1-987 (328 amino acids)
Source: RefSeq, a predicted model, not a curated record